Molecule: messenger RNA, 2708 nt
Organism: Heteronotia binoei (common prickly gecko)
Lineage: Eukaryota; Metazoa; Chordata; Lepidosauria; Squamata; Gekkonidae
Gene: TRMT6
Product: tRNA methyltransferase 6 non-catalytic subunit
Exons: 11
Coding region: 564-1997 (477 amino acids)
Biological process (GO): tRNA methylation
Cellular component (GO): nucleus; tRNA (m1A) methyltransferase complex
Source: RefSeq, a predicted model, not a curated record
GUUGUCAUCGUUACACAGGGAGGCCUGCUUGUAAACAAGAGGAAGCUCCCGCAACGCAUGCGCUGUCUGUGCAAUACUGACGCACCUACAUCCCUAGAUGAAGCUGAGGAUGGAGAGAGUGAACCGUUGCCCCAAGACAUGCGCAGUUCUGUAAUUCUAGUCUGCCAGUGAGUUUAGGUGUAGUGUAGGUAAAGGUCGGAAGAGUUUGUAUAAACUGGGUAAACUGGGAAAUAUUGGAGAGGAAGGGGGCAUUUUUACUCUUUUAGCAAUUACUUUAUUAGCAGUGCAAACAAAUAACUUUAAAACACAUUUUUUUAAUAAAAAAUUAACCGUUUUCCGUUAGGGAAGGAUCCAUUGCGCAUGCGUCUGAAACGGGAUUGAGACGUAAUGUCAAAAUGGCGGCGAGACCAGAGAGAGAGAGAGACUGGCGGUUCUGUUCCGCCCUUUUGGCGCAUGCGCGUAGGCUGCACUUUCGCUCUCCGUGCGGUGUGAGCCGGUGUCCGGGAAGGGGUUACUGUUCCAGUUAGGGAAAAGGAUCGCAGCGGCGCCGGUGCGUGGGCUCCAUGGAGGAGAGUCCGAGAUCCGGCGCCCUCCACGUGAUCCGCGAGAGGGACUGGGCUGUACUCAAACGGAACGAAGUUUUCAAGGCAGUGGCCGUGGUGAAGCGAAGAAAAAUUAUUUUUGAAAAGCAGUGGUUCUACCUGGAUAAUGCCAUUGGGAAUGUUUAUGGAACAACCUUUGAAGUGACUAGUGGGGGAAGCCUUCAGCCAAAGAAGAGGGUGGAUGAGGCAACUACAGAAACUAAGAAAGCAGGUACAGAUAACCGGAACAUAAUUGAUGAUGGGAAGUCUCAAAAAUUGACUCAUGAUGAUAUAAAGGCUUUGAAGGAUAAGGGCAUUAAAGGACAGGAAAUAGUUCAGCAACUGAUAGAAAACAGUGCCACAUUCAGUGACAAGACAGAAUUUGCCCAAGAUAAAUACAUAAAGAAAAAGAAGAAAAAGUAUGAGGCAGUUAUUACAAUCAUUAAGCCAUCCACCCGAAUUCUGUCAACAAUGUAUUAUUCAAGAGAACCAGGAAAAAUCAACCAUUUACGAUAUGAUACUCUAGCCCAGAUGUUAACUUGGGGAAACGUCCAUGCUGGGAACAAGAUGAUUGUAAUGGAAACCUGUGCAGGAUUGGUGCUGGGUGCAGCCAUGGAACGGAUGGGGGGUUAUGGAUCCAUUAUUCAGAUGUACCCUGGAGGUGGAGCAGUUAGAGCAGCCACAAACUGUUUUGGGUUUCCAGAAUCCUUUUUCCAGACACUUUAUGAGUUCCCUCUCAGCAAAGUAAGGAGUCUUCUUUCUGGAACAUUUUCUGUCAAGGCACUGCCUUCAGAGACUGAAGGGGAUAUGCUAGCAGAGGAAGAAAGCAAUGGGGCAUUUGAUAAAAAGCAGCUUUCCACACAAGAAGCAGAUAUGGAGUGCAGCACCGACAUAGGGAUGGAGUCUGGUCUGCCUGAUGAACAAGAAAUGGUGGAUCUUCCCACUGAUGGGGAAGCAUUGGAGGAUGAUAAAACAAAAGGAACGGUGCAUGACAAACAAAGGAAACAAGAGGAAAGGAGAAAAAAACUGGUAGAAGCUACAGCUUUGUUGAAAGACAAAGAUGCUGAUGGUUUAAUUGUAGCCAGUCGAUUCCAUCCAGCACCUUUAUUACUUUCGUUAUUAGAAUUUGUUGCUCCCUCAAGGCCUUUCGUCGUCUAUUGCCAAUAUAAAGAGCCUUUAUUGGAAUGCUACACAAAACUGAGAGAGAAGGGUGGUGUUGUUAAUCUGAAGCUUUCUGAAACCUGGUUACGCAACUAUCAGGUCUUGCCAGAUCGAAGUCAUCCCAGAUUGACCAUGAGUGGUGGUGGAGGGUACCUGUUGACAGGCAUCACUGUAAUAAAUGAGAAUCCAAAAACUGAUGACCACUCAGAACAGAAAACUGAAGAACCAGCACCCAAAAAACCUAAGCUUCAGUAGCCCUUAAAGAAGAUGUUUUCCUUUCAUUCCUUCAGACCUGAAUUGCCUUGUGUCCUAUUGCUAGCUGUAUUUAAGAGCAUAGAAAAACAUACAUGCCUUUCAGUGGCUGCCGGAAACAGUGGGAAUGUAUUUCAGCAGAGGCUGGCGACUGAAAAGAGGCUUUAAAUAGUUAAAUGCUUUGCUGUCCAAACCAAUCCAGAUAUUUGUAGUGCCAUAGUUUCAGACAUUUUAAUGUUCAGGUAGUGAAAAUAAUGGGGGGGGGUUGUCAUAAACCGGCAGUAGCCUUUCUUGAGGUGAUUCAAAAAUGGUCAGGUUCUCCCAUUCUGUUUUAAAGAAUGGGAUUUGAAUUUAAGCAAGAGUGUUGUUUCUGAUUGCAUUGGCACCUUCUGAUGAGAAAGUUUUGAACAAUACUGCCUCUGACACCUUUUAACAAGGUGAAAUGAGUAUUGCAAAAUCAUGUGAGUGUUAUAGAUGGACAUAGACUCUUGAUGCGAGAAUGCCCUUCCCCCCCUUUAUGUCUAAAUGCAAGGACUAAGAAAUCAUGAGUGCAUGCUGUAAAUUUCAAAGUACAAAUAAUUUCAUUUUUGCUAACUUUUUCAUGAAAGUUGGUUUGCCUUUUUUUAAAAAAAAAUUACAACUUUUUGUAUUAUGUGAAUUUAUUAUCUGUAAAUCUGCAUUUCAAUAAAUGCUAAAGAUUUUUUUCCCUAAAAA